Molecule: messenger RNA, 306 nt
Organism: Striga hermonthica
Lineage: Eukaryota; Viridiplantae; Streptophyta; Magnoliopsida; Lamiales; Orobanchaceae
Source: the annotation of a GenBank genome assembly
AUGCAUGUCCCGGAUGAAAAGCGCACGAAGCUCAAUGAUAAGAGUGCAAAGUAUUUAUUCAUCAGCUAUGAUACUUAUUCAAAAGGCUACAAGUUGUAUAAUCCAAACAACCAAAAGCUUUUGAUAAGCCGAGAUGUGGAGUUUGACGAAGAAGGCGUUUGGGACUGGAGUGGACAAGAUAAAAAUGAUCAAUAUGGUCCAUUAUUUGAUGAAGAUGAAGAAGGCACGGUGCAACCGACACCACCAUCAACAGCACCUCCACAAAACAUACAAGGUAAUGAGGCAAGCUCGAGUGGUCCACGAUGA